AUGAAAUUCUCACAACUAUCAAGACUGCCCCUACAGAACCCAACACCUCUUUGGUGCACAUUGAGUGUAACGGAGCUGUCUACAAUGAGCAUCUGUUGGCAUAUCACUUGUCUGCUACUGCUGUGUUCCUGCACCCCAGGUUUCUUCAUACAUGGCAUUGUUGGUGGUAAAGUCUCCGUUUCACACAGUCGACCCUACAUGGUCUACAUUCGUGACAAAGUAUCAAAACAAGCAUGUUGUGUUUUUUUAGUAACAGAGGAUUAUGUGAUGACAGCUGCCCACUAUAAACAAAGUCAUCUUAUGGCAUAUUUGGAGAUCGAUGACACCAACUUUUUACCUGACGGUGUAGAGGUAGAUCCCCUUCCUCAUCCAGAAUUCAGUAUAACAGGUCAUGACAUCUUGCUUCUAAAGCUCAAAACCCCAGCAACUCUGAACAGAACUGUGAAUACUAUCACUUUGCCAAAACCUGAGAAUGAAGAAAUCUCAAAGGACUGCAUGGUCAUGGGUUGGGGCUGGAAGAAAUACGAUCACGUGUCUCCAUCAAAUUGUCUGGUAGGCCUACCCAAAACCCAAUAA
Messenger RNA from Sinocyclocheilus anshuiensis, 576 nucleotides. Its product is annotated as granzyme-like protein 1. Gene Ontology annotation, molecular function: serine-type endopeptidase activity. Gene Ontology annotation, biological process: proteolysis. The coding region runs from base 1 to 576 and encodes 191 amino acids. The transcript has 6 exons. NCBI's taxonomy places the organism in Eukaryota, Metazoa, Chordata, Actinopteri, Cypriniformes, Cyprinidae. The record is from RefSeq and is a predicted model, not a curated record.